CUCUCUCUCUCUCUCAAAAUUCAAUACUUACAUAUUCUUGGAAAUCAAAGGUGGUCUCGAUCACCAUGGGAAGAACACCAGCUUGUUGUGACAAAAACGGACUGAAGAAGGGACCUUGGACCCCAGAAGAGGAUCAGAAGCUCAUUGCUUAUAUUCGCAAAUUUGGCCAGGCAAACUGGAGGACUAUCCCAAAGAAUGCUGGUCUACAAAGAUGUGGAAAGAGUUGUCGUCUUCGAUGGACCAACUAUCUAAGACCUGAUAUCAAAAGAGGUAGAUUCUCUUUUGAAGAAGAGGAAACCAUAAUUCAACUGCACAGUAUAUUAGGGAACAAGUGGUCUGCCAUUGCGUCUCGUUUGCCCGGAAGGACCGACAAUGAAAUCAAGAACUACUGGAACACCCACAUUAGAAAAAUGCUUCUCCGAACUGGAAUCGAUCCGGUCACUCACAUUCCUCUUCUAAGCUCAUCUCACAUCAAUUUGUUGGGUGUCCAACCCCGCCAAGUUAAUCCAGAAUUGCUAAGGCUGGACAAUAAUAUAUCUCUUCUAUUGUCUGAACACGAAAAUCACAACUUUCUUCUACAAAGUGAUCAAGAAAAUCAAUAUGGCAAUGCCCAAGUACUCCAAAACCAAUUGGUUCAAUUUCAUCAGACACCACCAAUUCAAGACAUUCCUGCAUCUUGUACCAAAUUAAGCCCAUCUUAUGUACCAUUUUCUAAUGAAACCCAACUACUCAUGGAACCCAAUUUGGAGCAACUUUCAUCUACUAUUACAAACCUCAAUCCCCAAAGUUGUCAAGCAGUAAAUGAGUGGCAAAACUAUGAGAUGUUAUUGCCUUCUAUUAAUUUAGCUGAACAUGAUGAAUUUAUACCAAACUAUAGCUAUUACGGGUCGGAUCAAAGAAUCAUGGACGUCCUUCCUCCUCCUGACAACUCAACUUUCCUUUCCAAUGUCAACAGCAACAAUUUCAGCUUUGAAUCCGCUUUGUCAACACCUUCAUCAAGCCCAACACCAUUGAGUGUGUUCCAACUCCACGUAUAUCAACAACAGCAGCAGCAGGAGUACUGAAGAUGAGAGAGAAAGCUAUUGCAGCAACAUGUUCAACUUUUUUAAUCGAUCCCAUAAAUUUUGGAUAUUGCAUGUUAAUCAGUUCAUGUAAAUCAUACUGCAUGUCAGAGAGUUUUGUUAAUUGUCUUGGCUUUAUUCUCGUUUAUUGUUUCUCGUAAAAUUCUCAAGCUAGCUAGACUUGUUCCAAUUUAUUAAGCUCAAUGUAUCAAAAAGAGAAUUAAUGAUCAUCUUUUCCU
Cornus florida is the source of this 1300-nucleotide messenger RNA. Its product is annotated as transcription factor MYB41-like. Bases 66 to 1064 code for a protein of 332 amino acids. NCBI's taxonomy places the organism in Eukaryota, Viridiplantae, Streptophyta, Magnoliopsida, Cornales, Cornaceae. The record is from RefSeq and is a predicted model, not a curated record. The transcript is spliced from 3 exons.